Periophthalmus magnuspinnatus is the source of this 1945-nucleotide messenger RNA. RefSeq names its product ubiquitin-like domain containing CTD phosphatase 1 (gene ublcp1). The transcript is spliced from 11 exons. Gene Ontology annotation, cellular component: nucleus. Gene Ontology annotation, molecular function: protein binding; protein serine/threonine phosphatase activity. The coding region runs from base 206 to 1162 and encodes 318 amino acids. NCBI's taxonomy places the organism in Eukaryota, Metazoa, Chordata, Actinopteri, Gobiiformes, Gobiidae. Gene Ontology annotation, biological process: protein dephosphorylation. The record is from RefSeq and is a predicted model, not a curated record.
GGGACGCCAGGAAGAAACAACUGAGUACAUCUCGAUGAAUGGAAGUGACCAGAAAACUUCUGCUCUUUAAUCUGUAAUACUCAUAAAUUAGACCUUUUGUCCGUCGCAGCACCAUAGACCAUUAUAGACGAUCCAGUAUUUUGGUAGAAGCAGAGCCUUCAGUCCGCCUCCAACUGUGUUUAUGUCGUAAAGAUCCCGUGGAAUCAUGUCAGUAUCAGUGAUCAUAAAAUGGGGAGGCCAGGAGUACUCCAUCAGCUCUCUGUCUGAGGAGGACACGGUCAUGGACUUGAAACAAUCCAUCAAAUCUCUGACCGGAGUGCUGCCCGAGAGACAAAAACUACUGGGACUAAAGGUCAAAGGUAAACCAGCUGAAGAUGAGGUGAAGUUGGGUUCUCUUAAACUGAAGCCAAACACAAAGAUUAUGAUGAUGGGCACCAGAGAGGAAAGCUUGGAAGACGUCCUCGCCCCUCCUCCUGAAAAUGAUGAUGUUGUUAAUGAUUUUGACAUUGAAGAGGAAGUGAUAGAAGUGGAGAACAGGGAAGAGAACCUGGCAAAAAUAGCACGCAGAGUAAAAGAUUAUAAAGUGGAGGAGAUUAACCCGCCCAGAGAAGGAAAGAAGCUACUAGUGCUUGAUGUGGACUACACUUUGUUUGACCACAAGUCAUGCGCAGAAACAGGUCAGGAGCUUAUGAGGCCGUAUCUCCAUGAGUUUUUAACAUCUGCCUAUGAGGACUAUGACAUUGUGAUCUGGUCUGCUACAAGUAUGAAGUGGAUUGAAGCCAAAAUGAAAGAACUGGGAGUGACAGACAACCCAAACUACAAGAUCACCUUCAUGUUGGACAGUGCUGCCAUGAUCACAGUACACACGCCCAAGAGGGGAGUGGUGGAGGUAAAACCGUUAGGCGUCAUAUGGGGGAAGUAUGAGGAGUUUUACCAUAGGAAGAACACUAUUAUGUUUGACGACAUUGGACGCAACUUCCUCAUGAACCCUCAAAAUGGACUAAAGAUCCGACCUUUCAUGAAGGCCCAUCUGAAUCGAGAAAAGGACAGAGAGCUUUACAAACUGGCCCAGUAUCUCAAAGAAAUUGCCAAACUGGAGGACUUCACUGGACUGAACCACAAACACUGGGAGAGAUACCUCUCAAAGAGGCAACACCACUGAAAGUGAGACUCGUAUCCUGUAAGCUGCUUCUCAAAAAGACAAACUUGAUGACGAGUCCUCUUUUUCAAACUACACCUAUGAUUUCUCCUGCUCAGGACUCCAUGGGCUUCCAUCCUAGUAUACUUUUGCAUGUGCCCUCUCCUCGGAAGUUCAAAACCUACCAGAACCGCAAAUGACAUGACAUGAACCAAGUGCAUUUUAAUGCACCUUAUUAAAACAGUAUUUUCUAAGCUUGUCAAACUAGUUACCUAAAAAUAUUGCAAAUCUUCAUAUCUACAGAAUGCAUCUUAUAGCCAUUCUAUUUUAUUUUGUCUUUCUGGUAAUGCAGUGCAUUCAGUUUUAGAAAAAUUAUUGUAAGGUGUUUUGUUUUAUUUUUUUUGCUUUUUAUCAAUACUUCUUUAUUCAUCCCAUAUUUUGGGGGACUCUUCUGCUGCUAUUACCCUAUUAAUUAAAACUCAAAUGCCAAGUGGCUUGCUUAUUUUUGGAAGAAAAAAAACAUUUGAUAAAUUUGGCAUUGAAGGAAUAUGUUAAAAAAUGAAAGCACAUUUCCCCUUUGUUUGAAAUAUUUCUGCACUUAUACAUGAAGACUAGCACUAAUUUUAGGUCAUGGGUUGUGGAUUGUAAGUGUUAUGUAAAGUACAUAUUUUGGGAUUUCAUUUAUUUUCAUACAUUGUUUACAGGGCUCUGAGCAUUGGGAUGUUCAUUUGAUGUAAAAAUGUGUUUGUGUUACCCUAACUACAUCUUAUACAUGUAAAUAUGACAAGUAAACCUUUUUUGUAGCAA